AUGAGGCUCUUGUGGUUCCUAGUAGCUAUAAUGAUGGUCAUCGAGGUGAUCGUGGUGGUCGAGGAGGUCGUACGGGUGGUUGUGGGGGCCAUAGUGGACCACGUUCCUGUACUCACUGUGGUCGUGGAGGACAUAUUGUUGAUUUCUGUUGGAACUUACAUGGAAAAUCUUCUGGUACUGCGAAUCAGGUUUCUUAUUAGGAUGACACCUCUGUUGCAGCUUCUAUACCUCGGUCAACUCUAUCAGACACUGGAUCAGUUACUAUUACACGAGAAGAGUAUGCUCAGUUCCUGUCCCAGCAACAGGCUGUUCCAUCUCCCUUCAUUGUUACUUUUGUCCAACCAGGUACUGCUUCCACCUGUUUAUUGUCCUCCACUCGCAGACCUUGGAUCAUAG
This is a messenger RNA of Ilex paraguariensis (yerba mate), 396 nucleotides long. The record is from the annotation of a GenBank genome assembly. NCBI's taxonomy places the organism in Eukaryota, Viridiplantae, Streptophyta, Magnoliopsida, Aquifoliales, Aquifoliaceae.